AUCAUGAGCUGAAUCAUCCCCCUGAGUAUUCGGUACGGUGUCACUAGCACCCUGUAUAUGUUUCCAGUUAUCAUACUACGUACAUGCCUGGGAAACCCUGAGUAUGACCCAUGGCUCAGCUCGAGGAACGCUCGGAAGCGUGUCCUGAUAAUGGCACGCGCGAUCACGGAAGAGAGUCGUCACAGGGUCAACCGCAUGAAGCCAUUUCGGUUCAUGUACGAGGAGUCGCCGUAUUAUGAAGCUGGAUAUGUUUUCGGGGAGAUUAUGGAGAGAUAUCGAAAAAUGGUCGAGAUCAUAAAGAAAGUUCGUAACAUAGAAGACAUAUUCUUCCACACUCUGUACCACCUGGACACAGCUCAGAGCAUGUACUUUGAGAUAUUCCAUCUGGUGGGCAUGAUGCAUGAAAUACCCAGGAAGUGGGCAGACGACCCGCAGUUCGCCGACUUAAGAUUCUAUCACGACACUGGCACUAAGCCUGAAGAUACGGGAGAAACACCGGAGGAACAGUGGGAUAGAUGGAAAAACUUAUUAGAUAUAUAUAAAGAGAGGAAACGGCAAAGGAAACAGGAAAUGAAGAUGUGGAGGAAACAUCGGCAGCUGGAGGAGAUAUACAAACAGUACGAGACCAGUCUUUCGGAGAGGAAGCCCAAGAAUGACCGGUGGCCCAUGGACUACGGCUUCGAGAUGCCCACCGGCAAAAAUAAGUGGAAAGGAGCGUGGUGAUCUUCCA
Molecule: messenger RNA, 730 nt
Organism: Pectinophora gossypiella (pink bollworm)
Lineage: Eukaryota; Metazoa; Arthropoda; Insecta; Lepidoptera; Gelechiidae
Exons: 3
Coding region: 58-723 (221 amino acids)
Source: RefSeq, a predicted model, not a curated record